This is a messenger RNA of Venturia canescens, 723 nucleotides long. RefSeq lists its product as uncharacterized. The coding region runs from base 1 to 723 and encodes 240 amino acids. The record is from RefSeq and is a predicted model, not a curated record. The transcript has a single exon. NCBI's taxonomy places the organism in Eukaryota, Metazoa, Arthropoda, Insecta, Hymenoptera, Ichneumonidae.
AUGAAAUAUUUGCUGGGACAAUGUCUAGAGAAAGCCGCAAAGGAGUGGUGGGUUCUCAUAGAAGAUCUCGUCGUGGAUUUUGAGGAAGUAGAGAAGAAAUUCGUUGAGCGUUUCUGGAGCACUGAUGUCCAGAGAAAAGUGAGGAAAGACCUCGAAUUUGGACACUACUCUGAUAAGGAUAAUAAAACAUCGAAAGUGGAGUAUACGAUUAACAUUUUCGGAGCCGCGAAGGAUCUCAUCCCUCCUCCAAGCGAUGAAGACAUAAUUGCAUCACUCUCGCAACAUUAUACGGAUGAGAUUCAGGCAACUAUAAUCAGCCGAGGAUUCAAAACACUAGAACAAUUGAUCGAAUUCCUGGGUAAAAUCGAUCGGCAUGGACCAAUAAAUUCCAAAAAUGAAAAAGAAACCUCAACGAACCCAAAUCAAAAUAAAAACGAGCAAAGGCCAUUCCGAAUGCCUCAAAACAACAACUGGAAUAACCAGGGUGGAUAUCAGAACAAUUUCAACCGUGGAAACCCAAACUGGAACCAAAAUAACCGACCCAAUGGAGGUUAUAACAACAAUAACGGCUGGAACAAUCAACAAAACCGCAAUUACCAGCAAAAUUACAAUCAAAGGCCCAACAACAAUUAUCAACAAAAUUAUAACCAGCGGCCAAACAACGGAUAUCCUCAGCAGAAUCGAAAUAACGGAAAUAAUAACCAACAGAACGGAUAUAAUUGA